Nicrophorus vespilloides is the source of this 2621-nucleotide messenger RNA. RefSeq lists its product as uncharacterized. The transcript has 5 exons. NCBI's taxonomy places the organism in Eukaryota, Metazoa, Arthropoda, Insecta, Coleoptera, Silphidae. The record is from RefSeq and is a predicted model, not a curated record. Bases 49 to 2562 code for a protein of 837 amino acids.
UGCAAUUACAACUUCAUUCAAUAAAACGACCUAGUAACGUUCAUUACAAUGGACGAAGAUCUUGACGAUAUUAGGAAAUUGAAUGCUAUUAUACAAGCAGAAAAUGAAGAGGAUAGUGACUACAUUCCAGACGAAUUUCUCACCAGUGAUUCAAGUGAUGAUGAGGAAGUGUGUGAUAAUGCUUUUGAAGAAGAACUUAGUUUACCCCAAGAAAGUGAGACUGCACCGAAUGACAUUGAAUUAAAAUACUCUCAACCAGUCAGCAGUGAAUUAUCACAGUACCUGCCACCAGAUGAAUUAGAAAUAAUCAACAACUGUAAGGAUCCAACACUCAAGCAACUGCUGAUAUUGAACCGUACGAAGAAGCUUCAAUUUCAGAAGCUGAAUCACAAAUAUUGUGGUGUGCUUGCAAAAACUGACAGACUCUUGAGGAGAGCCAGAAAUGUUGAUCAAUUUAUAAGCAUAGUUAAGGAGCACAAAGGUUUUCGACACAGAAUAGGAUAUCCCUUCUUCAAAGAACAAGGCACAGACUUAUCAUAUCCUCCAUUGAAUGCAGAUGCACUCAAGAAAGCACAGAACAAAGAACUGAACUUUAACUUGAUCAAAGUGAGAAUUGUUUGGAACAGAUACUCACCCAUCAAUCUAAAAUCUGAUGUGCUCUUUAAUUAUUUUGAUAAUAAACUGCAGAAAUAUGAAGGGGAUCUGAAAGCAGCCAAAUAUAAUUAUGAUGAAGAACGGGAAGAAGAGAUCAAUGAGAAAAUCAGAGAGUGGAAAGAUGAGUUUGAUUGUUUGGAGCCGCCAUCCCUGUGGGAUGACAGUUGUUUGAGUUGGUCAAAGAUUGCACAGAAACAUCUUAAAGAUGCUGCACUGAACGAUCUAUGUCGGGCGUACUGGAAUCUGUACGCCCAUCCGAAGAUCAAUAAAGCUCCAUUAAAUGAUUCAGAAUCUAAACGUUUGGUUGAAAUAUGCACGAGAAACCAAUUAUGUAAUUGGGAAGCGAUUGCAAAAGAGUUCUCGGACGACAGAUCUCCAUAUUGGUUGUUCUGCUAUUUCUUCAAUGUGAUCAAUUUUAAAGGUCUUCGAAGCAGGAAAUCGAAAUUUAACGAAGUAGAAGAUUCGUUUUUAUUGUCUAUUAUAGAAUCGCAGAAGGUUGGAAAUUCUAUUGCUUGGACUCGGGUCGCGGAUUUGAUCAAGAAUCGAAACAAGUCUCAGCUUUACAGAAGAUACAUGUACACAAUGAGAAAUAAGCACGUGAAAUGCGGACCAUUCUCGGAGGCUGAAGACGUGCUGAUCAUGUGCUUGUACAAGACGCACGGUUUAAACUUUGACAUCAUCAUGAAGUACAUGUCGCAUCGUAGCAAAGAUCAAGUUCAGAGCAGAUUCAGGAAUUACUUGCAAAACGAUAAGUUGAACAUCACCAAGUGGACCAUCCCGCAUGAUAAGUUGGUGCUGGCACAUGUGGAAGAGCACGGAAAGAAGAACUGGCCGAUCAUUGCGAAGCAGCUCAACAGGUCGGAUGCGCACGUGAGGCACAGAUACAAUGUCUUGAAGAAGUAUCUGGAUAAGGGUGUUCCGCUCGAGGAGAUCCCGAGAAAGUCGCAAAACUCAAAGGAUCGCGUACAUACGAAGCAGGCAGUCGACUAUUAUUUAUCGACGAAAACGUUGCCGCCGGUUAGGGAGGAACAUUCCGUAGGAAGACCACUACGAUCGUACGUCGACUGCGAAUUGGUGAAUUUCUUCAGAUCGACUUCGGGCAUUAGGAAAGCGCGCAAACUGAACUCGAUCACCGACUUCAAGCUGAAGCUCUGCGCCAAAUCGAUACAGACCGUGCUCGAUGCUCUUGGUGCUGUUUUAAAAAUACCAACUGAUUUAAAUUCAGAAAAGUCAUUGACCGUCUUGGACAGGGAUAUACUGAACAUCUUGAGAAAUAACAAGAAGCCAAGCACACCAAACACAGAGUUGACAUUGAUUCCUCCUAACAUCAAUACUGUCCAAGCUUGCAGAGUAUUACUUCUAAAAUACCGAAAUAUGCCACCGGAGCCACCAUCAUCUCCCUACCUAUCGCAAGAUUCCCUAAAAUUCCAAAGACGCUUUAAAUCUCUCUUCUACUGGCCCUUUCUAAUGUCCAUUGUAUUACCACCAAACGACCUAUUGGACGUUAAACGGAGGCCACCUCCCCCUGCGCCAGUCAAACCAGUUGGAAGACCGCGGAAGAAUUUGGAUAAAAUCAACAGAAUGGCAGAAUUAAAACGGAAGAAGACAGAGAUGAAUGCAGCCAACGCAUCAGUACCUUCGUUUAAGGUUAUGCCGGUGAUAGAAUCUAGUCAAAUAAGUACAGCGUCGGUUGCAAACAUGGAAACAGUCAUUAGUAAUAUACAGAAGGAGACUAAAGGUAAUUAUUUGAUCAAAAUCGAUAAAGCGACGAUGGAGAAAUUGCGUAAGAGUAGCAAAAAGGUUAUUGUUCACAUGAAGCGUAAGAUAGAGGAUGAAGAUGAGAAUGGGAUUGCUACGAAAUCGGCCAAGUUGGAGCCUGUAGCAUCUACGAGCGGCACUUAUGAUUAACUCACUCACCUGUUACAUGUUAUAUUUAUUGUUAGAAAAAAUAUAUAUUUUUGAAAAUA